This is a messenger RNA of Blepharisma stoltei, 597 nucleotides long. NCBI's taxonomy places the organism in Eukaryota, Ciliophora, Heterotrichea, Heterotrichida, Blepharismidae. The record is from the annotation of a GenBank genome assembly.
AUGGAAGAGCUUCCCACAUUAAAAAUACUGACAUUAGGAGAUGCAAGUGUAGGCAAAACUUCAAUUUUGCUACGUUUUUCAGACGACGAAUUCCCCAAAACUACAAUGCCUACAAUUGGGAUAGAAUACAAAACAAAAUACACUGAAAUUUCAGGCAGAGCAUUAAAAUUGCAAGUGUGGGAUACUGCUGGACAAGAAAGAUACCACCGAACUCUUGCCAGCACCUUUUAUAGAAGAGCUAAUGGAAUUGUUUUGGUAUUUGACUUGACGGAUAAGACUUCUUUAGAACAUGUGGAAAGCUGGAUGAAACAAAUUCGUGCAAAAGCAGACCCUAAAGUUGCAAUUAUUCUCGUGGGGAAUAAAAUGGACCUGAUAGAUCAAAACGAUUUUCCUGAAGGCAAGGCCCUUGCAGACUCAUAUGGGAUUCCUUUUAUCAUGGUCAGCGCUAAAAGUGGUAAAAAUGUCGUAGAGGCUUUUAAUACCCUUUCAGAAAUGAUUAUUCUGCGCGACCCGACAGCUCUUCAAGACAACGUAGCAGCCACAGAAACUUUAAGCCAGAGACAUAAACCUCCACCCAGCAAUCAAUGCUGUAGUUAA